CGGUGCGUUUCUAAUUCAUCUUUUUUUUUUUAUUUCUAAAUGUGUAUUAUAUAAGCCUUCUAGAAUCCAACAUUGAGCACCACAUCAGACCGUCGUAUCAAAGAAAACAAAAUGAAGAUCGCAAUCUGUCUAUUCCUUGCUAUCUGUAGCGCUGUAAGCGCCUCCUAUAAAGGUGGAUAUGGAGGAUAUGGUGGAUACGGAGGUGGUGGAUAUGGCGGCGGUGGAUAUGGAGUAGGUGGAUAUGGAGGAGGUGGAUACGGCGGUGGAGGAUAUGGAUAUGGACUAGGAGGUGGAUAUGGAGUAGGAGGUGGAUAUGGAGGAUACGGAGGUGGAUCAUACGUAGGAGCCGGACACGUAUACGUUGUUAGAGGAGGACCAUAUUAUGGCGGUUAUGGUGGAGGAUUUGGCGGCGGAUACGGAGGUGGAUAUGGUGGUGGAUAUGGUGGUGGAUACGGAGGUGGAUUAGGAUAUGGUGGUGGAUACGGAUACGGUGGAUACGGUGGUGGUGGAUACGGCGGUGGUUAUGGUAGUUCAAAGAAAGGCGGUUAUUAUUGAAGAUCCUAACCAAGAAUGAGCAAUGGAUGAUGAUUUAACAUUUGUCUUAAAAUAUAACCUUCGCAUUUAA
Messenger RNA from Mytilus trossulus (common blue mussel), 625 nucleotides. Its product is annotated as ctenidin-1-like. NCBI's taxonomy places the organism in Eukaryota, Metazoa, Mollusca, Bivalvia, Mytilida, Mytilidae. The record is from RefSeq and is a predicted model, not a curated record. The coding region runs from base 112 to 555 and encodes 147 amino acids. The transcript is spliced from 3 exons.